UAGGUUUUCAAUUCCAUAUCAUGUGAGCGAGAGGUGGAGCCAGAUGACGUUAGAUACCGCGACCGCUAUAUGCAGGGGUGUAUUUAUUACACCGAUUCUGUUGCAAAACUUUUCGUAAACGGAAGAAAACGGAACGAGGGCGAGACCUACCUGAAUGUGUCCAAUAGAAACUCUUGUUUUUGUUGCAAAACGGAACUUUUUGGACUAAUGGUUACACCCUGGUGGGAAGAGGCGGUGUGCUUCUGAACAGACUAUUAGACCAACAAUACGAUAGCCCCCGCGGGAAUAGCCUACAGUCGCUGUCAUGAUCGGCAACUAGAGAAGUCCAGUCCAUUUCAGCGCAGGCCGUUUUCAUAAAGAGACUACUAGUUUUUAGAGAUUUACAUUUGCUAUAUGCCUGUAAGAGUACUGUAGUGCAGGAGAGUACACCGCCAUCUGUUACCUUAGUGCUGCGUAGGCACAAUGAUGAGCUCCGACGCGCUCCGGCCGACACAGAACUCCGGGCGCAAAGCGCUUGGUAAACUCGCCAGCAGGUUAGAAGAAGUGAAGAACCCAUGGCGACAAGGCUCGACGCUCGAACUCAGCCACAACGAGGCGGCCAGGUUGGCAACCGACGCUCUGUUGGAGUCUGGGGAGAAGGAAUACAGACGAGUUCUGACAGAGGAAAGGGAAUUAAAUUUUCUCUCGCCGCUUGAGAUUCAUUAUAUUACGGAGAAUGCAGCCAAGAACUGUAGCUCCGAAAACAGCUCAAAUGGCACCGAGGGGGACAUUGGGGAGGGGGAUACGGUGUCAGAGCUUACCUCGGGGACCUAUUUCCCAAUGAUGUCCGACGAAGAGCCACCUAUUCUGGAACUAGGGUGGCCAGAAAACCCCCAACGAUACGGACCCUCAGAAACACAGAUCUAUUUCCAAAGGGACAAGACUCAGAAUGUGAAAGACCUCAUUCGGUCGUUAAUUAAUAAAGCAAAAAGGGUCAUAGCGUUGGUCAUGGACCUCUUCACAGACGUUGAUCUGCUGUGUGACUUGAUGGAGGCCUCGAACAAACGCAAGGUCCCUGUGUACAUUCUCCUGGAUGAGAAGAAUCUCAACUACUUUGUUGACAUGUGUGCAGCACUGGACAUCCAGAACUCUCACCUGGGUAACAUGAGAAUCCGCAGUGUGUGUGGAGAUACAUACUGCACUAAAAGUGGGAAAAAAUUCACCGGGCAGGUCCAGGAAAAGUUUAUGAUUAUAGACUGUGAGGAAGUCAUUGCUGGGUCAUACAGUUUCAGCUGGCUCUCAGCGCAGGUCCACAGCAACAUGGUGAUGCACUUCUCUGGGCAGAUCACUGAGAGCUUCGACCGAGAAUUCCGCUGCCUGUACGCUGACUCUCAGAUCAUUGACUGUUUCCAUAACCCAGAUGAGGAGAGUCUCCCUUACUACCCCUACCCUGUUACUGCGCCCAACAUGGGGCUAGACUUCUUCCCCGAGAGGUCACGGGAUAGGGAGAGGGUUCUGAGUUCAGAAAACUCCAGCAGCCAAUCCAGUUGCAGCAUGUCCAGCAUCAAGGCAGCACCUGGCAUGACCAAUACGGUUUACAAGGUCACUCAAGGUCAUGACAAGAAAGAGACCAGCAACUCUCACCUGAGCCCUGAGAGGAGAGGAGGGGCACUAACUCCCUCCCUUCAUAAUCAGACUGCCCAAGGCACAAGAGGCUCCCCCAAUGGGACCAAUCACAGCCCAGUUACAGAGCACGCUUCCUCUGGGAUCGGCCAAUCGGACGGGAUAGAGUGGUCCAAGUCCAUCCCCACAGAGUUCCGCCAACCAAACGUUGGCGGAACAACGUCCAAGUUUCAGACUCUUGGUUUAUACGACCAAAAGUCAAGCCUCUUCAACAGUAGCCCCAAGACACAGUCUCCAAUGCCGGACAGCAAACUCUCUGCCAAGCAGAGGACUACCUCCAACCCCGUCCUCAACAAGCUCACCGACCUCUUCCUCCCCCCAACCAAGAAGGACUUCCUCCCCCCAACUGAGAAGGACACCUACAUCUUCAGGAGGUCUCCUCCUCACAGCACAGCCUUUGGGGGGCCAGACCUCUCCCAGACAGAGCCGGAGAGCGAGCAGACUCCCCCGCCACCGCCCCCCAUGAUAAACCGGAAGGACCAGAAACGCAUGACCUUAGGCCACAGCAAACUAGACCUGGUCAACCACUACAACAAGAUGAAGUCCAAACAGGUGUACAGCAGGUUUGAGUUAAAGAAUAACAACUGAGGCUCUGCUGAGAAAGUACUUUACCUCCCCCACCCCCAUCGCACUGGACCUCCAGGAAGCAGAGCACACCUUUUUGCCUUUUGUAGAGAACAUUAUAGCGGAGUGGCAUUUUGUACCUUAAUGCCCCGAUAGGAGUUUAGAGGAGGGUAGAGUACAGCCUGAAUUAGCCUGUUUACACUGAGUUGUAGUGAUAGCUUUUUAGCAUUUGCAUGUAGACAUUGAAGCUGUGGCGGUCCUGCCAAUAAGUGACAUGACACAUUUCGCUUAGGGUCCCCAAAAUGCUAGGGCCGGCCCUUCAUUCAAUGACUGUGUAUUGUGUUCUUAUUUCUGUGUCUUUCACUAGCCAGUAUGGCUUUAAUGAUUUAAUACUGUAUGAAAUGAGUUGUAAAUUGAGUUUUACUGGGUUUUUUUAAGAUGUGUUUUUACUUUUGAUCACACCUACUCAUUCCAGGGUUGUUCUUUAUUUUUACUAUUUUCUAAUGUACUAUUUUUACUAAUGUAGAAAGUAGUACAAAUAAAGAAAAAACCUUGAAUCAGUAGGUGUGUCCAAACUUUUGACUGGUACUGUAUAUCUAUCUAUAUGUUUAAGUUAGUCUUUUAUAUAUAUAUAUAUAUUUAUAUAUAUAUAUAUAUAUAUAUAUAUAUAUAUAUAUACUUUAGGAUGAUUUGGUGCGAAAAUUAUAUUAAUAGUGAGAUGUGCAAUGACAUUUUGUUUAAAUAUUUUAUUUAUUUCAUUAAAAUAAUAUACUUGAUUGAGAGAAUGAAUACUGUUUUAGACAGGGUAGCUGUGGUUCUGAUGUAGUUGUUGAGCACAAUGUGAACUUUAGUUUUAACCACUGAUCAUGUGUAAAAAGUAGAAUAGCAUGUUUUUGUGUUGUGCCGGGCAUACACUACACGACUUUCCAACAUUGCCGAGCCGCACACAUUAAACAACCGUCCUUCCUCUAGUUUUUUGUCUUGCCAACGUAAUGUUACGCACACUAAACUAUGUGGGACAGACGGUGGUAGGGGUUACACACUACAAUAUUCUUCACUUGCCACGCUGUCUCGUAAAAACGAUGUGGUUUAGAUUGUUAAUGUAACUAGAAUGAGCUGUGGUUCAAAGCAGCCUCAACACAUUUUCAGUCAGAUAUUCACGCUUGCCAUACAAGUUGAAAUAUCUAGCCAAUACAUUUUAAAUUGAUUUACAUUGUCUGUGAACUUCAGAGCUAUAAUGAUUUGACACUAACUUUGGUUAAAGGUAAGUAUAAACGCAUACUAGUAGUAGUCAUCACUAACGCGACACGUCUUCAUCUCACUGGCAUCUUCUCUGGCAAGCUCUCAUUGGCUAUUGCUGAUUACUGUUCUCAAAACUUGUCGUUGCACAUCUCACACUACAAGAGCAUUGCAGAUUUUGUGCGAAUAAAAUUAAACGUUUGAAAAUAUCGGGAUGGCUCAAAGACUGGAUCGGUAUCAGUAGUUCUCAGAUUUCGGUAGCCCUCAGACGGCCGCGCUCCCCGAGUCGGCAACGACAUUGGGAUUUUGUCUCCGAUCUCAACAACUUGUCUUGGACAGCUAAAUCGCACCAAAAUCAUGUAGUGUACGCCCAGCUUUAAAGGUGCAAUAUACAAACAUCUCUCUGCAAUUUCCUGAUUGUUAAACUGAAAUUAGGCAAACUAAUAGAAUUGUAUGUGACAAAACAAGCAAUGCAUAAUGUAGAGAAUCAUUGUACCAUCUAAACCACUGUGAAAUAUAUUUUCCAGAACCAAAUAUAUUGUAUUUUUAGCACUUUGAAGCUGGUGAACGGGAAGCGUAGAAAUAGAGCACAUAGAGCAGAUCUACCGCUUCUUAGACUUGCUUUCAAUGAGAGUGACAGAUCUAUAACUCACCUUUCUAUGUGAAUUUGGUCGGGUCGCCCAAAAAGUUAUAUAUUGUAUCUUAAAGAGAUGAGUUUGCAAAUUAAAUAUGUGAACUAGAGUUAGAACUGUUACAAGGGCUAAGAUUAACUGAUUACAGUGUUACUGAAAAUAACAAUUUGCAAUAAAGCUCUUUUUGAUUGGG
Oncorhynchus mykiss (rainbow trout) is the source of this 4290-nucleotide messenger RNA. RefSeq names its product scaffolding CK1 anchoring protein C (gene sack1c). Gene Ontology annotation, biological process: signal transduction. The record is from RefSeq and is a predicted model, not a curated record. Gene Ontology annotation, molecular function: protein kinase binding. NCBI's taxonomy places the organism in Eukaryota, Metazoa, Chordata, Actinopteri, Salmoniformes, Salmonidae.